UUUAUAGGCUUACCUCUCAAACCUGGACGUGACUUUUGCCUGUUGUUUGCUUUCUUCAAAGACUUUGACAUGUCCAUAGUAAGGCUGCUCCUGUCUUGUCUGUUGUUUAAAGAUACUCUUGCACUAUCAGGAACCUUCUGGCACAUCACGGAUCAGCACUUGGACCCAACAUACAAGCUGACAGAUAAUCCUGAACUUGUGUGCGCAUCAAGUGGUAAACGUCCUGCAACCAAUGCUGGGGCAUUUGGAGACUUUGUUUGUGACUCACCAUGGCACCUUAUCAACUCGUCUGUGUAUGCCAUGAAGGAUAUUCUUCCAGACCCUGACUUCAUCGUAUGGACAGGAGAUGAUACACCACAUAUACCCAAUGAGGACCUGGGAGAAGAAGCAGUGCUCGAAAUUAUCAGCAACCUUACCCACAUCCUAAACCAGGUGUUUCCAAGUACUAAAGUGUAUUCCGCACUGGGUAACCAUGACUACCACCCAAAGAGCCAACUUCCCGCAGGCCCAAGCCACAUGUAUGACCAAAUAGCAGAAAUGUGGAAGGACUGGCUGCAUCCAGAGUCCCAAAGGACAUUUAAAAAAGGUGGAUAUUAUACCGAAAAGCUUCUGCAACGAACAGGGUUUAGGAUGCUGGUCCUCAACACUAAUCUCUACUAUGACCAGAACAAAGUGACUGAGAACAUGGAAGACCCAGCGGACCAGUUUAGCUGGGCGGACCAAGUUCUUACAGAAGCUGCCACCAACAAAGAAAAGGUGUACAUCAUUGGCCACGUUCCCCCCGGUUUCUUUGAGAAGAAGAGAAGUAAGCCCUGGUUCACACCUAAAUUCAACAAACAGUACUUGGAUUUAAUUCAGAAACAUCAUUCGGUUAUACUUGGACAGUUCUUCGGCCAUCAUCACACUGAUAGCUUCAGGAUGUUCUAUGACUCAGCGGGCUCUCCUGUCAGUACCAUGUUCCUCAGCCCCGGCGUCACGCCCUGGAAGACAACACUUCCUGGAGUGGUGGAUGGAGCCAACAACCCUGGGAUUCGUGUCUUUGAAUAUGACACCCAAACACUCCUGGUCAAAGAUCUGGUGACCUACUACCUGAACCUGACUUAUGCUAAUGCAGCCGGGGGACGCUGGGAGAAGGAGUAUCGCUUUACAGAGAGCUUCAGAGUGCCAGACGCUUCACCGUCCUCCAUGCAUAAGGCUCUGGACCGCAUCGCUAACGACCGCUGCUAUCUACAGAAGUACUAUGACUUUAACUCUGUCAGCUAUGACCUGACAGAGUGUGACAGCGACUGCCGUGUUGACCACGUGUGUGCAGCCCGAGAGGUAGAUUUUGAAAGCUAUGAAGGCUGUGUGGUAAAAGAAGGGGCAGCUGCCAUUUAUGGGGGGUUACUGUCGGUCCUCUCAGUGGCUGUAAGUCUGCUGUUAGCAAAUCACUGAUGAUUUUCUUUUUUCUUUUAAAGGUUAUUAUUGAAGCACUAUGGGAAGAUACACUUAAAUUCACAAUAAAGAACAUUAAAAGAGCA
Molecule: messenger RNA, 1520 nt
Organism: Labrus mixtus (cuckoo wrasse)
Lineage: Eukaryota; Metazoa; Chordata; Actinopteri; Labriformes; Labridae
Gene: smpdl3b
Product: sphingomyelin phosphodiesterase acid like 3B
Exons: 8
Coding region: 70-1434 (454 amino acids)
Biological process (GO): sphingomyelin catabolic process
Molecular function (GO): sphingomyelin phosphodiesterase activity
Source: RefSeq, a predicted model, not a curated record